GGUGCAACCUGAUUGGCUGAACGCUGGAGCAGGCAACACCCACGGGGAGAUCGAAGCGAGUCGUUGGCAGAACUUCCGGCACAAUGACAGGCUGAGGUUUGAGCUUAUGUGGAGGGUCGUGUGGGAGCUACUGGUACAGUCAAAGUACAGGACUCGUAAUUAGCAACUUGGACCAUAGUGGCGGUCAGUGUCUGGAAGAUGUUGAUGAUAUGAAAUACCGAAGCUGCGUUCGCCACUGUACGCCAGCUAUGGGCAUACGCCACCCAAUUAGGGCCGGUUACUAAGUGGAGCGGCGGGGAGCAUGCGCAGUAGCUUGUUUUCGUCACCCAUUCUCCCCGCCCCUUUGGCCCGCCCCCCUCCGCUUUAACCCCGCCCCCGCCGCCCUCCGCUCUAACCCCGCCCCCCGCCGCCGGACCAGCCCCUUCCCCGGCCAAGAUGGCGGCAGGCGGCUACGCAGACUUGAGGGAGAAGCUCCAAUCGCCUCACCGCGAGAAACAGCGAUCGGCCUCGGGAGCGGCGCCUUACAACGGCCGCAAGCGGAAGCACGACGCGGAAGCGGGCGACGCCGGCCUGAUCGGGCCGUGCAGCGGCGAGGAAUACGAGCACGGCAAGUAUCACAGCGACUACGACGAUGAGCGGCUCGGAGAAGCCCGGCGGGUGAAGCAGGGCAUCCGCCAGGUGCGCCUCUUCACCGCCGACCAGUGCACCCAGAUCGAGACGCAAAUUGACGACGUGGUUUCCCGGGCCGAGAAGGGGAUUUAUCGCGAUCACACGGUAGACAGGGCCCCGCUGCGCAACAAAUACUUCUUCGGGGAAGGCUACACCUACGGCUCGCAGUUGGAGAAGCGAGGCCCCGGUCAGGAGCGUCUGUAUCCCAAGGGGGAUGUUGAUGACAUCCCUGAGUGGGUCCACAACCUGGUGAUCAAGAAGCUGGUGGAUCACCGCAUUAUCCCCGAGGGUUUCGUCAAUAGCGCCGUCAUCAACGACUACCAGCCUGGCGGCUGCAUCGUCUCACACGUGGAUCCUAUUCACAUCUUCGAGAGGCCCAUCGUUUCCGUGUCCUUCUUCAGCGAUUCGGCUCUCUGCUUCGGUUGCAAGUUCCAGUUCAAGCCCAUUAGGGUGUCAGAGCCUGUCUACUUCUUACCUGUCCGAAGAGGGAGUGUUACUGUGCUCAGUGAUUAUGCAGCAGAUGAAAUCACUCACUGUAUUCGGCCACAAGACAUAAGGGAGCGAAGAGCUGUUAUCAUACUCCGAAAAACAAGGACAGAUGCACCACGUUUGGAAUCAAAAUCAUUAACUAGCUCAGUGUUACCGGUUCACAUGUCCAACAGACAGUUGAAUAGUGACCGAUACCAAGCGUUGCUGAAACAAAAAAGAUCCCAUCGGAAGGCUGAUCCAGAUGCUGCACACAGGCCUAGAAUUUUGGAAAUGGACAAAGAGGAGAAUCGACGAUCUGUGAUUUUGCCAAAACACCGCAGGAGGAGUGACUGUGCUGCAGAAAAUUACUGGCGAAAGACACACGAUUGUGUGGAUGAUGAAGAUGAUGAGAGUGGUGAAGGUGGAGUAGCAGGUAGUCCUGUCCGAAAAGUAAAAAUGCGACGCCACUGAUUGGAGAGAGGAGAAUCAAAGUAGACUUUAACUUGAAGGCUGAAGGACAAGAAAUGCACUACUCAGUUCUGAAGGGGACAACUCAACAGUAACUUUCAAACUUGAAGAGAAAGUUUUUUUUUAAAAAACACUCUUUAAAACAAAAGGAUUUUAUUAAGCUCCUUGAGGGUGGAAAGUGGCAGGAGAUUGCUGUUCUGUUGCAGCCGGGUGGCCUCUGUUUCAUUCUACCUUUGUUAUCGGGUAACGUUGUAUAGCCUAUUUUCCCCUCUUUUGUUUUAUGUAUUUAAAACCCAAAAUAACUCGCACAGCUCUGUGUUAAAGCAAAUUGUUUAAAAAAUAUAUAUAUAUUAAUUAAUUUUUUUUUGUAAACUACAUUUUUUUCAAAUGAGAAGCAGCCAGAGUAUCAUGGUAUCACAUGCGCUUCUUCAAACUUCAGCGCUUCCAUUGUUAGGGUUGCAGGUUUUGGAAAGUUCCCAAACCUAUGUUAAAUGUAUUGUUGCAGAGGAACUCUUACUGAGAGGAAUUUUUGUUUCUAUGUAGGGGGAGGAAAAAACACGUGUGUUGGCUUGUAACAAAGUUGUACAGUUCUAGAAAAAAUUUAAUGUACGCAAAAGAAUGAGUUAUGUAAAUGAAAAUAGGUAUUUUAUGUAAAAAAAAACAAAAAAACUUUUAAUUUGGGUAACUGUCAAAAAGAGAGUUUGCCUGUCAGCAGGGCCUUUGACCUGGAUGCUUGCUUUAUUUCUUGUACAAAUGCUAAAUUUGAUUAAAUGCAAAGAGCAUCACUUUAACUUGAGUGUUAUGUCUAAAUUUCUGGACAUUUAAAAAUAAUAUGAAUAGUGUUAACACUGAACUCCAUUAAAAAAAACCCUGCAGAUGCUAGAAAUCCUGUAAUAACAAGAAAAUGGAAAUGCUUGGGUCAGGCAGCAUCUGUUGCAAGAGAAACAGAAUUAUUGUUUUGGUUUGAUGACCCUUUCACCACACAUGCUGCCUGCAUUUCCAGCAUCAUUUUCAUUAUAAGACUGAUAUUGUGACUCACUCACUUCAAUUGAAUGUUA
This is a messenger RNA of Pristis pectinata (smalltooth sawfish), 2663 nucleotides long. It is a transcript of the gene alkbh5, whose product is annotated as alkB homolog 5, RNA demethylase. Gene Ontology annotation, molecular function: oxidative RNA demethylase activity. The record is from RefSeq and is a predicted model, not a curated record. The coding region runs from base 436 to 1608 and encodes 390 amino acids. The transcript has 4 exons. Gene Ontology annotation, biological process: mRNA export from nucleus; mRNA processing. Lineage: Eukaryota; Metazoa; Chordata; Chondrichthyes; Rhinopristiformes; Pristidae. Gene Ontology annotation, cellular component: nucleus.